ACGGCAUAUAAGGAUAAAAGAAGCCCUAAUCUCGAGGGAGAGAAACUGAUGAUAUAAGUGAAGGCGGUGGGCGAGAUUGAAAUAGGGUUCGCGGAGGAGGAGAAGAGGGAGGAGGAGCUCCAGCGGCAUCUCAAGCACCAGCAACAGCAGGAGCAGUGGUUUCAGGGGGAAGAAGGAGAGGAGGAGGAAGAAGAGGAGGAGAAAGAGGGUUUUGCAAGGAUGAGCAUGGAUGGAGAGAGUCCGCCCAGAGGAGGAAGCCGUCGGAUCCGUAGCGGCGUCGUUAGCGAUCGCUCAUAUUAUCGCGAUGCGCCGUAUCGGAGAGACUUCCGCCGACCUUCCAGGAUAGCGGAUGACUACUGCAAGAAUUGCAAGCGCCCAGGGCAUUUUGCCCGAGAUUGCCCAAAUGUUCCAGUUUGCAAUAAUUGUGGACUUCCAGGGCACAUUGCAGCCGAGUGCAGUACAAAGUCUCUCUGUUGGAACUGUAGAGAGCCUGGUCAUGUUGCAAGUCAAUGCACUAAUGAUCCAAUAUGCCACACUUGUGGUAAAGUUGGCCACCUCUCUCGAGAUUGUACAGCACCACCUGUCCCACCUGGAGAUAUGAGGCUCUGCAACAAUUGUUAUAAGCAAGGGCAUAUAGCUGUGGAUUGUACCAAUGAGAAGGCAUGCAAUAAUUGUCGCAAAACUGGCCAUCUGGCUCGUGACUGUCCUAAUAGUCCUGUUUGUAAUAUCUGCAACAUUUCUGGUCAUGUUGCUAGACAGUGUCCAAAGGGGGGCAUGCUUGAUGAAAGAGGUCCUCCAAGAGGUCCACCAAGAUUCAAUGACAUCAUUUGCAGGUCAUGUAACCAGCCAGGACAUAUCAGUAGGGACUGUACAGACAUUAUCAUUUGUCAUAACUGUGGUGGUCGUGGGCACUUGGCAUAUGAAUGUCCUUCUGGUCGGAUGAUACCUCGUGACAUGCGCAGGCGUUGAUGCUGAAUUUUUCUUCUCAUCUCGUGAAUUGUCUGCUUAAUACGGUUCAUCUUUUCCUAUUCAGAACUGAGUUUGGUUGGUAGGCAGGAGACAUUUAACUGUCUUAUUUAAACAUGGCAUGUUAAAGCCUUUUUAAGUUUUAUGCUUUUAAAUUAUAAACUACAGGCCAGCAGACCAGCAAUUUUUAAUGAAAUAUAUUUUAUUAGACUGGAUGAUAUGUUAUGACCAGCUUUUCUUUGAUGAAAUAUAUUUGAUUAGACAGGAUGAUAUGUUA
Cryptomeria japonica (Japanese cedar) is the source of this 1243-nucleotide messenger RNA. Its product is annotated as zinc finger protein GIS2. Gene Ontology annotation, molecular function: nucleic acid binding; zinc ion binding. NCBI's taxonomy places the organism in Eukaryota, Viridiplantae, Streptophyta, Pinopsida, Cupressales, Cupressaceae. The transcript is spliced from 4 exons. Bases 220 to 969 code for a protein of 249 amino acids. The record is from RefSeq and is a predicted model, not a curated record.